Aspergillus udagawae is the source of this 768-nucleotide messenger RNA. RefSeq lists its product as uncharacterized. NCBI's taxonomy places the organism in Eukaryota, Fungi, Ascomycota, Eurotiomycetes, Eurotiales, Aspergillaceae. The transcript has a single exon. The record is from RefSeq and is a predicted model, not a curated record. Bases 1 to 768 code for a protein of 255 amino acids.
AUGGGAAACAAAGUCUCCGCAAUCCACGGUGUCAAAUCGGAUCACUACUAUGAAAAAGGGAAUGGAAUCAAUGAGAUCUGGGUUGGCAAUGUAGAGCUCAUCUCCCGUCUCCCAUUCGGAGACUCCGAUCUCGCACAGGCUGCAUGGCCCAUUGGAGGUUGGCCAAAAAUUCCAUGGCAUAACUUCAUAAUUCCUCUGAAAAGAAGAGCGUUAUCAGCCAUCGAGUCAUUGUCGCCAGGUGACGAUGAGCAUCAACAAAUGUCGAAAAGAGCCGCGCCAGACAGCGGCCCGCCUUUCCAUCUUUCUCGGAUCAGCUUGAUUGUCGCUGUGUCUGUUCUAUCAUCCCUCUUUAUGGUGGCCAUUUAUCUGCCAAUCUUCGUCAGAAGGCAUACAGCAUCCUACGGUUGGCAAGCAGACAUCGCAAGACGCAGAGAGCAAAAGAGAUCAUUCGCCACACGUGCUGGCAUUGCAACAAUGGCGCUCGCAGUCUCUUUGGUCAUUGCCAUCUUGCAAUUCCAUGUUUGGACACUCAUUCGUUUUGUCUUUGCACCUAAGAGCGCCAAGUUUCAGAUCUUAGAGAUUCUCUGGAUAGCUGUGGGUUGUGUUGGCCUUUUCUACUCUGUAAAGGCAGUAACCCUACUCUGGCUUGACUUGCGGGAUGCCCGUCGUGCAACGGUGGAAGAAUCCCAGAACGUGUCAAACGGGGUCAUAGAGAAACAGCUUCCUGCAAUUCUGGUGUCGUGGCUCGAAAGACAGCGGCGACCUUGA